AUGACUUCCAACGACGACAAAAACACGCAGGCCGCGGGGCCCCCAUCCGUCAUCAAUGCGGGCCUUUUCCGCACCGGCACGGCCUCCAUGGCCGAAGCCUACCGGAUCCUAGGCCUGCGGCCGCACCACGGCCUCGACCUCAUGGACUACCCCGAGCACUGGGUCGAGCUAGAGCGCGCCGCCGAGGGCACCUGGCCCGACGUCCCCGGCGCCCGCAAGCCGCCACAACAGCAGCCCUUCACGCGCGCCGACUGGGACCGCGUCUUCGGCGCCUACGACGCCAUCACGGACGUGGGGUCCACCUUCGCCGAGCAGCUCGUCGCCGCGUACCCGGAAGCCAAGGUCGUCGUCGUGGAACGCGGCGACGCCGACCGCUGGGAGGCCAGCUUCGAGUCGCAGAUCCUGGGGCCCAUCUGGGGGCCGCUGGGCCAGCUCAUGUACCACGCCGUGCUGCCGCUGCUCGGCAACCGCGCCGUGAGCGCCAUGCGCAAGAUCCUGCUCGGCGCGUGGGGCGCGCGCGACGUCGCUGGGAUCCGGAGGAACGCGAAGGACGGGUAUGUGGCGUAUUACGCGAAGGUCAGGGAGGCCGUCCCGCCCGAGAGGAGGCUGGAGUAUAGGCUGGGGCAGGGCUGGGAGCCGCUUUGUGCGUUCCUGGGCAAGGACGUGCCGGACGUCGAGUUCCCCUGGGUCAACGAGUCUGCGGCGCAUUCGGCGAAGCAGCAGGAACAGGUGUGGCAGAUUUUUGGGCAGUUGGGGGCCAAGUUGAGGCCGUGGUGA
Anthostomella pinea is the source of this 777-nucleotide messenger RNA. The record is from the annotation of a GenBank genome assembly. NCBI's taxonomy places the organism in Eukaryota, Fungi, Ascomycota, Sordariomycetes, Xylariales, Xylariaceae.